AUGCUUAAAUCUACAUAUACUCCUCCGCCUCCUUUGCCCCCAGGGUGGACAGAGCAUCGAGCGCCGACUGGUACAUCCCCCAUCUGUAGUUUUCAAAAGAAUAUCUCUAACGAUUCAUUUGCAGGUCACUUUCAACUUACACUAGGCCUCAAUCGCAGGCCCCGCAACCAGCGCCAACCGUCCCUGUGCCAACAUAUGACCCCAGGUCAUUACCGGCUUAUUCUUCAACGCCAUAUGCCCCUGCUGGUUAUCAACCCCACGGAGCGCAGCACGGCCAGCCCCAAGCAGACAACAGACAUGGCCGUGGGGGGGUUUAGAGGUGAGAAAGGCUACCAGGAUCGUGGUCGUCGAGAGCCCCAAGACCGUCCAAAGUCGAAGCAUGCUAUUCCAGACUGCGCUCCGUGGGUACUAGUAAAGACCAAGUUGGGACGGCGGUUCGUGCACAAUCCAGAUACCAACGAGAGUUUCUGGAAGUUUCCACAGGAGGUUUUGAAGGGUGUUAUCGAGUACGAUCGACUCGAGCGAGAGAAGAAAGAAAUAAUUGAGCGCGGCGAAGAACCGGAAACACCUCAGGAUGUGACCGUAUCCAAAGCGACUUCUGGCCCAACUUCGGACGAUAGAGCCCAUCCGGAGGCAGGACCAGUGGUACACGAACACGAAGCCGCGGAAGACAGCGAUGAAUACGAAGAAGUCGAAGUGACGGAUAGCGAGGGAGAGGAGGACCAGCCGUCAAAACGUGCGCGAACGGAAAGCGAAGCCCCAGAUAACCAGCCUGUUGAGUUUACAGAAGAGGACAUGGAAUACCAGCUUGCCGCAAUGGGCGAGGACUAUGGGUUAGAUCCUGGUGAAUACGGCGAGGUCGAACAAGAGGACUGGGAGACACAAGGUCUUCCGUUGACCGACGCUGAUGCGGAGGCGCUCUUCCGGGACUUGCUGGAUGACUUCAAUAUCAGUCCAUUUACAACAUGGGAGAAGAUUAUCGAGGAAGGCCGUAUCAUUGAGGAUUCCAGAUAUACCGCACCUUCCAACAUGAAGACUCGACGAGAAAUCUUCUCGAACUGGAGCAGGGAUCGUGCCAAGGAUGUUCAAGAGCGCAAGAAGAACCAGGAAAAGCAAGAUCCACGCAUCAAGUACUUGGCUUUGCUACAGGAAUAUGCAACUCCAAAGCUUUAUUGGCCCGAAUUCAAGCGCAAAUACCGCAAAGAACCAGAAAUGAAGGACUCCCAGCUUAACGACAAAGAUCGAGAGAAGUUCUACCGCGAAUAUAUUUCCAAACUCAAAGCCCCUGAAAGUACUCGGAAAUCAGACCUUUCUGCUCUACUCAAAUCUGCGCCAUUGCAUGCUCUCAAUCAGUCCUCCAGUGUUGAUGCUCUCCCCACUGCAAUCAUCACUGAUAUCCGCUACAUCGCACUUCCGCCCAAGGUCCGCGAUCCAUUGAUUGAGGCAUUCAUAUCUACACUGCCCCCUGCACCAGAAGAACAAUUGACUCCAGAACAGCAAGAGGAACUGGAUCGGAAGCGAAGAGAACGCGAGAAACGUGAGAAGGCGCUUGUGGAGCGCGAGAAACGUGUUGAAGAAGAUAAACGGAGGCAGCGUGGUGACCUUCUGCGUGGAAAGCAUCUUCUUCGAGAAGGAGAAGCCGAAAUCGCGGAAGCUAUGCGUGUCAACAAAGAUGGGCUACGCAGUCACAUGGAUAUCGAUUCUAUGGAUAUCGAUGAAUCACUGGUACCAGGUGACGAGGAACAGAAAUAG
Messenger RNA from Penicillium malachiteum, 1752 nucleotides. RefSeq lists its product as uncharacterized. Gene Ontology annotation, molecular function: RNA polymerase binding; transcription coregulator activity. Gene Ontology annotation, cellular component: nucleus. The record is from RefSeq and is a predicted model, not a curated record. Lineage: Eukaryota; Fungi; Ascomycota; Eurotiomycetes; Eurotiales; Aspergillaceae. The transcript has 2 exons. Bases 1 to 1752 code for a protein of 583 amino acids.